Molecule: messenger RNA, 1264 nt
Organism: Actinia tenebrosa (Australian red waratah sea anemone)
Lineage: Eukaryota; Metazoa; Cnidaria; Anthozoa; Actiniaria; Actiniidae
Product: somatostatin receptor type 4-like
Biological process (GO): G protein-coupled receptor signaling pathway
Cellular component (GO): plasma membrane
Molecular function (GO): G protein-coupled receptor activity
Source: RefSeq, a predicted model, not a curated record
CAAGUUUCUUUGAAGGGCAACAAAUUACUCUGCAAAACCAAAGACAAAAUGAAUAACAGUAGCUUGACGAACAGCAGCUCAAAGUAUGGCGCUUGGGGAAUCUCAUYCUCCAUCGCUGAACUCACGUCAUGGACUGCAACUUUCGUUCUCGUAGAUAUCCUUAUCGUAGUUGGAAACGGUCUUGUCUUCUUCUACUAUGCAAAGAGCAAACAGGCACAACGCUCCCGUGCGUACUACUUUCUACUAAACCUUGCGUUACUAGAUGAACUUGUUGGCAUUCUUUCGYUACCUCUGUAUAUAUUUUUUCUCGUGUUAUGGAUCCGCACUGAAUACAAUCCGUACGACUUUCUUUACCGAAUGUACAUGGCAAUCGAUAUUACUUCGGGYUUAGGGUCCAUGUUUACUGUGGUUCUGAUUUCAGUCGAUCGAUGCUUUGCCGUCGUUUUUCCAUUCAAACAUCGUUGCGCGCGUCGAAAGGUAUAUUUCUAUCUACUUUUUGGUGUAUGGWUUACUGCAAGUGGAAUCGCCGUUGCGUGGCUCACAUGGCUUGACGAGGGACCAGCAACAUUCAUCUAUGUUUCGUCCAUUUGUUUCUCUCUCGCCAUCAUCACCAUUUCCAUCGUUAACUUGGUAAUGACCAUCAAACUUCGAAUGCGAACUGAACAACAAAAAAAUUUCCGUACAAUUUCCCUAAACGAGAAAAAACUGACGCGCAUUCUCAAGAUGGUGACGUUUGCGUUUUUUUUAACCUGGAUUCCGAUCCAAUGCGUAAACUCCGUGUACUUUGUUCUUGAUUACAACACUAUCAUUCCCCCUAAUGUCAUUUAUUUUACCAAGCUUCUYCAAUACGGAGGCUCCUUCGUAAACUCUGUUAUUUAUUACAACAAUAAUCCCGAGUUCAAGAACAUAAUGCAAAGAYAUUUUUGCAUCUCUUUUCGACCAUCAAAAAAGUAUAAAGUGACGACAACUGCRCAUGUCGUCAAUAAAACGAAUAGAAUCUCACUGGAACAAUCACCGCAAGUUCAACAAGACGAUGCGUUAGAUAGUUAGACGUCAAACUAACUUUUUAACGGRAAAAAAUGGUGUUUAGAUUUUUUUCAAACAGCUUUUCAUCGCGAGAACAUCUAUUAACCGUCCAAUCAAAAGGCGUGUUAUUUUUGGAAGGUAAUUAAUAGCUAAUCGCUAGAGGCUUUGGUAAUGAGGAAGCAAUGAACCUGAACGACCAAUAAAAAGAAAUGAUUUAUUAAAGACAAAUACCAGCUAA